CGAAGAAGAAGAAUUAGACCCAGAAGCAGCAGUAGAAGAGACGAAACGACAUUUAAAAAAAACAAGAAGAAGAAGAAGAAGAAGAAGAAGAAGAAGAAGAAGAAGAAGAAGAAGAUGGAGAAAUAUGACAGCCCUUAAAAGAUUGGGAUUAAAUAAUGUACCAGUCAAGAUGGGGCAGACCCUGUGUAUAUGCUCCCGUGGCUCCAUCACCAUUGAUAACAAGAAAUAUUACUUUGUCCAGAAACUAGAUGAAGGGGGCUUCAGUUAUGUUGACCUGGUCGAGGGGGCAAAGGACGGGCGAUUCUACGCCUUGAAGAGGAUUCUGUGCCAUGACCGUGAAGGCCGUCAGGAGGCUCAGACGGAGGUGGAGAUGCAUCAGAUUUGUAAUCACUCCAACGUCUUGAGCCUGGUUGCACACACCUUUGUAGAUCGUGGAGGCAAGACUGAAGCCUGGUUGCUUCUGCCUUAUGUUCGGAAAGGUAGCCUGUGGUCUGUUCUUGAGAAACUAAGAGACAAGGGAAGCUCAAUGCCUGAAAAACAGAUUUUGCAAAUAUUGCGUGGCAUCUGCUCUGGACUCAAGGCCAUUCAUGAAAAAGGCUAUGCACACAGAGACCUGAAACCCACAAAUGUGCUUCUGGAUGAGGAUGACAGGCCAGUUCUGAUGGACCUGGGCUCUAUGAACCGUGCCAGGAUUGAGGUUCGAGGGAGCAGAGAAGCCAUGACCAUCCAGGACUGGGCCGCCCAGCGCUGCACCAUCUCCUACCGGGCUCCUGAACUCUUCAAUGUGGAGAGCCACUGCAUUAUAGACGAGCGCACUGAUAUCUGGUCCCUGGGCUGUGUGCUGUACUGCAUGAUGAUGCUGGAGGGCCCGUACGACAUGGUGUUUCAGAAGGGGGACAGCGUUGCUCUGGCGGUCCAGAAUCCAGUGACUAUCCCUCAGUCCUGCAGGUACUCGGAGGGCCUGCAGAUGCUGCUGAGCUCCAUCAUGGUGUCAAAUCCCCAGGAGAGACCAAACAUCAGCUGGGUUCUGGACCAGGUUCAGGACCUGCAGAGUCGCAGCCCCAACACCCAAACCAACAUGGUCUGAUGCUGCUCCGUGAACUAGAUGUGGGGCCUUGGAAACCUUUGCACACAUAAAUGAACGUCUAUUCAUUUUAAGCUUGAAAAUCUUUCUUUUAUUUAUUGACUUUAGUGUUAACGCUGAGGUGCAGACUUUCACUCGGCUAGGGGAGCUUGGCAACAGAAUCAGCUUUUAGUUUCAAUGAUCCGAUCCCGCCUGAGCUUUACUCUAGUAGACUUACAUGUACCAAAUGAUAUGACACAUCUGAAAGGCCUUAAAUGUAUUUUGACCAUGCAAUAUAAUGCUUUUGGCUCGGGUCAUCCGUUGCUUUACCUUGUAGACUUAAAGGAUAGUUUACAUACUUUCUCUGAGAGUUGCUGGGGAAGAUGCUGCAGGUGUGAAGAUACGGAGGCAGCAGCCUGUUAGCUUAGCUUCAUGAAGACUAGAAAUAUAUUAUUAUUAUAUAUUAUUAUAUCCAUAAUAAACCAAGCUAAUGUGUUAAUAACUCAGCUUUAGAGCUUCUGUUAGGCAGAUUUUGUGUAGGGAUCAAAAUUGAUAGUUUUAUUGAUACCAACGCUGUUAUCAUUUCUGCUCAUCAGUCUUAUUAUUUAUUGAUAACCUUAUUGGAUUCUGAUUUAAAACUUUCUGUGUGUGGAUGCUUUCAGCAUCAACAUAACUGUUUUACUCUCUCUGAGUGUGAACAGAGUGUAGAUAAUAUAUAAAUAUAAUUGUAUUGACAACACAAGCAGCCGUUGUCAUCUUUCCUAACGAGGUGAAGCCGUUUCCUUCUCUCCUUCCCUCCGUAUUGUUCAGUUUAGACACACAGAAAAAAAACAUGCUGGCAUCGAAAAAAGGGAAUUGAUAAUUGAUGGAUCGGACAUUUUAGAACAUUUUUUUAGCUGUUCCAUAUUGUUUCCAGUCUUAAUUCUGAGCUCGGCUAACUGGCUGCUGGUUGUUAGUCUGAUGAAAAAGUGUAUUUCUAAAGAUUAUUUUAAAACAGGAAAACAUUUUUGUCUUAAAAUUGUAGUUUUAGUAAGAAAAAGAACAACAUAAAAAGCUUUGCCAAACUUUCCGGUGGAUGAAAGCUACCUGAGUCUAAUACAUAUCAGAUUUCAUUCCCUGUCAACAACAAGUAUAGUCUAGUUCCCUUUAUUUUUUUUCUUUAUCUUGAUUCCAGAUUUUUGUGAGUGUCUUGUAGUUACAUGUGUGUGCUGUAAACCUCAAUAUAUAACUUCUCCUUCAGCUUUUCUCUGUUUGUCUCUCACCUGCAAUGCUGCAUUUAAACACACAGAGGUGCUGCUCCAUCACAGUCCAGUCUGGAGAAAGAGGGUCUACUUUACUGUCAAACACAUCAAGAACUACUUGUUUUAAUGAAUUACUAAGUUUAACCUUUACUUUUCACUGUAUUGUGCUUUUAAACUUUAUUUUCCAUUCCAGCUCUGCUCGUGUUACAUUCUGGGUUUCCUCUCAUGUGAAUGUGGUCUCACACUUUAGUUCUCUCAGGGUUCACCCUCAUCUCAAAGGGUCUCACAGACUUAAACGGUACCUUUUAAAACAAACUAGAUACAAAAACACUUUGGGCAUUUCAAGUGAAAAUGAUUGCUUUUGUGAGUGUAAUGACUGAUAUAAUAAGUAAUAAUAAGUGAUAUUGAAAACAUCCUCAUGGUUAACUUAUACAGUUGAAUGUUGGAAUGACAAUUGGCAAAUUGUUUAUUUUUUUCCAACACAAAGUUCAUAAAUGUCAGAAGAUGAUGAUUGUUUGUGUUGCUGUUAAUGGGAAGAUAAUUCUGGCAUCUGGUGGAUUGAGAUUUUUUUAAAUGUGCUGAUGGAGAUAUUAAUGAGUAAGAGUGUGUUAUUUGAUUAUGGGACAUUCUGUUUAAAUUCUGUUUAAUCUCUUAUUCACUGCACAGUAAAUGACAAAUAAACAUUAAAUAUGUAGCACUCUGUACACAGUUUUUAAUAUAAAUGUGAAAUAAAACCGCAUCCUACAUUAAAGUAAGAAAGAAAAGUAUGUGAAUCAAUUCUCAGUAACCUGAACGACUACAUCAGCAUGAUGCACACAAUGUGGCCAAAAAUAAAGCCUAUGGGUUCAUUCGUUUUAAGAA
Molecule: messenger RNA, 3165 nt
Organism: Centropristis striata (black sea bass)
Lineage: Eukaryota; Metazoa; Chordata; Actinopteri; Perciformes; Serranidae
Gene: stk16
Product: serine/threonine kinase 16
Exons: 8
Coding region: 125-1087 (320 amino acids)
Biological process (GO): protein phosphorylation
Cellular component (GO): cytoplasm; Golgi apparatus
Molecular function (GO): ATP binding; protein serine/threonine kinase activity
Source: RefSeq, a predicted model, not a curated record